Caenorhabditis remanei is the source of this 1206-nucleotide messenger RNA. RefSeq lists its product as uncharacterized. The transcript has 11 exons. The coding region runs from base 1 to 1206 and encodes 401 amino acids. NCBI's taxonomy places the organism in Eukaryota, Metazoa, Nematoda, Chromadorea, Rhabditida, Rhabditidae. The record is from RefSeq and is a predicted model, not a curated record.
AUGAGUGAAACUGAAAAUGUGAACUUUGAUCCGGAACCACCAAAACCGAAAUCUACUGUUUUGGAGAAUGGGACACCUAAAAUGUCCGACUCUUCAUCAGCGCUGAUCGAAGAAGGAUUGUCUCUACUGAACCUGAAAUCCUCAUUGAGCCCAAAUGUCAGACCAGUGAGCCCAGAUUUACUGGAAAGAGCAACACCGAGUCCCGAUUUUGGACUUUCUUCUCAUACAUUGGCGCACGUCAAAACACCAAGGUUCAAAAGAAUCGACUUCGAUGACAGACUAGAGGAUUUGAAUCCAAACAAGCCAGCAUGGAAGUCAUGGCAAGAAAAUAUCAAGGAUUCAUACAACAGGGCCAAAGUGAGCGCUGAGAAAAAGCGAGAGGAAAACGAAUUCAUGGAUAAUAUGAUGCUCGGAAGACCACGCACAAUUCGUGGAGAAAGUCCAUACAGAAACUUGUCUAAUGACACAGGAUUCAUUCCGUCUGUCAGAUCUCGAACCAGUGUGAUGUCACCAUCGUUAGCCGAUCGUUCUUGCCUCGCCACAUCUUCUUCCUACUCCAACAUGUUUAAUGCUGGAUCUGGACCUUAUGCAGCGCCGGCACUCAGCAUUUCUCAAGGAAUCGAAUCAAGAUACGAGGAUAGAGCAAACAACAUUGAAUUGAUGCUCUUGAAAACUGCUCCACUCCCAGAACGUUACAAGACCAUCACCACCCGCGAAUUCCGUAAGGCUCCGGAACCAUCUGCUGGCAGUUAUUCGGAAAAGGAUGAUUAUGAUUUCUCUCACUACACUACUGCUCGUCCAUACUACUCCCGACCAAAUCGUGAUGACCCAGACUAUUUUGACUUUGACUUGCAACAUUCGGUUGAUAUGUUCAAACGCCCAGAAGGAAAGUAUACACCAAGAAAGCCACAAGAAUGGGAGAAUAAACUUAUCAGUGAAUCUUCUUCUAAGGGAACUGCUCCACUUUCUGGACACAUGUUCACCAGACCGGACGUGGAUUGGAGAAACAACGGAACUUCGUAUUUGAGUGCAGCUCUCAGAACUCCAAAAUUCUGGGAGCAGCGAUUUGAAAACAUCGGAAAGCACGUGAGAGACAGUAAUCCGAUUAGCUUGGAGAGCAUCAACAGAAACCGCCCAGUCACCAGCCGCUUUACCGAAUACAGAGAUCCUGACUUUGAUGAUUACGAGGAUCCACUGGAUGACUAA